Arabis nemorensis is the source of this 408-nucleotide messenger RNA. The record is from the annotation of a GenBank genome assembly. Lineage: Eukaryota; Viridiplantae; Streptophyta; Magnoliopsida; Brassicales; Brassicaceae.
AUGGCGCCUUCUGGAUUGUUGGUUGAGAAAACAGAGGAAGAGUGGAGGACGAUUCUUUCUCCUGAGCAGUUUAGGAUUCUCCGUCAAAAAGGCACUGAAAAGCCAGGAACUGGAGAAUAUGAUAAGUUUUUCAAGGAAGGAGUUUUCAGCUGCGUAGGAUGCAAAACUCCUCUUUAUAAAUCCACCACAAAGUUCGAUUCUGGAUGCGGUUGGCCAGCUUUCUUCGAAGGACUUCCCGGUGCUAUAAAACGAACGCCUGAUCCAGAUGGUAGAAGAACUGAGAUCACUUGUGUAGCGUGUGACGGACAUUUAGGCCAUGUUUUCAAAGGAGAAGGUUAUGGUACUCCAAAUGAUGAACGACAUUGCGUUAACAGUGUUUCAAUUAAUUUCAACCCGGCAAAAGCUUGA